This is a messenger RNA of Chelmon rostratus (copperband butterflyfish), 2217 nucleotides long. Its product is annotated as synaptic vesicle glycoprotein 2C-like. Gene Ontology annotation, molecular function: transmembrane transporter activity. The record is from RefSeq and is a predicted model, not a curated record. The coding region runs from base 1 to 2217 and encodes 738 amino acids. The transcript has 12 exons. Gene Ontology annotation, cellular component: membrane. Lineage: Eukaryota; Metazoa; Chordata; Actinopteri; Chaetodontiformes; Chaetodontidae. Gene Ontology annotation, biological process: chemical synaptic transmission; transmembrane transport.
AUGGAUGAAACACAUAGCAACAGGACUUCCUUGGCUAGAGGUGCCAAGGACAUCGCUAAAGAAGCCAAGAGGCAAGCUUCCAAAAACUUCAGCAAAGCCGUGGAUCGCGCCUCAGAUGAGUACUCCGCUCAUCGCAGCUACAACCGCUUCCAGAACGAGGACGAAGAAGAGAACAGCUACAACAGCAACGCUCAGCAAGACGGCCGCUACGCUGACAACGCGGCCAAUGACGAGGACGGGGCCUCGAGCGACGCCACGGAGGGCCACGACGAUGAAGAUGAGAUCUACGAGGGGGAGUACCAAGGCGUGCCAGCCUACAGCGACGGGAAGCUGCGGGACGGUCAGGUGGCUCUGGGCCACCCGGUCUCUGACAGCCUAAAGAGCCACAAGGAGCUGGAAAAUGAGAGGCAGGCCGACGAGGAGGAGCUCGCCCAGCAGUACGAGCUCAUCAUGCAGGAGUGUGGCCACGGGAGAUUCCAGUGGCAGCUCUUCUUCGUGCUCGGGCUGGCGCUCAUGUCAGACGGCGUGGAGGUGUUCGUGGUGGGCUUCGUCCUGCCCAGCGCUGAGACGGACAUGUGUGUCCCCAACUCUGGCGCCGGAUGGCUCGGUAGCAUCGUGUAUCUUGGGAUGAUGUUCGGAGCCUUCUUUUGGGGCGGCCUGUCAGACAAGGUGGGCCGUAAACAGUGCCUGCUGAUAUCCAUGUCCGUCAACGGCUUCUUCGCCUUCCUCUCCUCGUUUGUUCAAGGCUACAGCAUGUUUCUGUGGUGCCGCAUGGUGUCUGGCUUCGGGAUUGGCGGAGCGGUGCCGAUAGUGUUCUCGUACUUCGCGGAGGUGCUGGCUCGGGAGAAGAGAGGCGAGCAUCUGAGCUGGCUGUGCAUGUUCUGGAUGAUCGGAGGAAUCUACGCCUCGGCCAUGGCCUGGGCCAUCAUCCCGCACUACGGCUGGAGUUUCAGCAUGGGCUCGGCCUACCAGUUCCACAGCUGGAGAGUGUUCGUGGUGGUGUGUGCGCUGCCGUGCGUCUCCGCGGUGGUGGCGCUCACGUUUAUGCCCGAGAGCCCCCGCUUCUACCUGGAGAUGGGAAAACAUGACGAGGCCUGGAUGGUGCUCAAACACAUCCACGACACCAACAUGCGUGCCCGUGGAGAGCCCGAGAGAGUCUUCACCGUGAACAGGAUCAAAAUCCCCAAACAGCUGGACGAGCUGGUGGAGAUGCAGAGUGAGUCAGCCAACCCUGCGCUCAAGGUCCUCUUCAAGAUCAGGGCCGAACUCAGAGGAGUACGAGGCUCUCUUUUUGCCUUUUCCUGCUUUGCUCGACGCCUGAGAGACAACACCAUAAAACUGGCUGCAGUCUGGUUUACUCUGUCUUUUGGGUUCUACGGGCUCUCGGUGUGGUUCCCGGACGUCAUCAAGCACCUCCAGGCCGACGAGUACGCCUCCAGAGUGAAGAUCCACAACAACGAACGCAUCGAAGACUUCACCUUCAACUUCACCCUGGAGAACCAGAUCCACAGAAACGGAGUCUUCCUCAAUGACCGGUUUAUCAGCAUGAAGUUCAAGGCAGUCACGUUCAUCGACUCAUCCUUCCUCAACUGCUACUUCGAGGACGUCUCCUCCGUCGGCUCCUUCUUCAAAAACUGCACCUUCGUUGACUCCUUCUUUUACAACACAGACAUCGACGACGCCAAACUGACAAAUUCAAAGGUGAUCAACAGCUCCUUCCACCACAACAAGACCGGCUGUCAGAUGACGUUCGACGACGAUUACAGCGCCUACUGGGUCUACUUCGUCAACUUCCUGGGGACGCUGGCCGUGCUGCCCGGAAACAUCGUCUCUGCCCUCCUCAUGGACAAAAUAGGACGUCUCAGCAUGUUAGGAGGCUCCAUGGUCCUGUCGGGCAUCAGCUGCUUCUUCCUCUGGUUCGGCACCAGCGAGUCCAUGAUGAUCUUCAUGCUCUGCCUCUAUAACGGCCUCAGUAUCUCUGCCUGGAACUCGCUGGAUGUGGUCACCACGGAGCUGUACCCGACCGACAGGAGGGGCACCGGCUUUGGCUUCUGUAACGCCAUGUGUAAGCUGGCAGCGGUGCUCGGCAACCUGAUCUUUGGCUCUCUGGUUGGCAUCACCAAGGCGAUCCCAAUCCUGCUGGCGUCGUCCGUGCUGGUUGGCGGCGGGCUGGUGGGCCUCCGACUGCCAGACACGCGGGCCAAUGUCCUCAUGUAG